Maniola jurtina (meadow brown) is the source of this 1441-nucleotide messenger RNA. It is a transcript of the gene Bcs1, whose product is annotated as mitochondrial chaperone BCS1. Gene Ontology annotation, cellular component: mitochondrial inner membrane. Gene Ontology annotation, molecular function: ATP hydrolysis activity; ATP binding. The transcript has 7 exons. Lineage: Eukaryota; Metazoa; Arthropoda; Insecta; Lepidoptera; Nymphalidae. The record is from RefSeq and is a predicted model, not a curated record. Gene Ontology annotation, biological process: mitochondrial respiratory chain complex III assembly; protein insertion into mitochondrial inner membrane from matrix. The coding region runs from base 122 to 1387 and encodes 421 amino acids.
GUCAAAUCAACAUAACCAAAUAAACCAACCAACCAAAACUUGUGGCGUAACAAAAACUGAUUAAAUAUAUAUUAUUUCCAAUUAUUUCUGCAUAUUUUGCAGUUGAAAAAUAUAUGAUACAAUGACAUUAGCUGAAUAUGUGGCCUCACUGUCACAGAAUCCAUAUUUCGGUGCUGGUUUCGGCCUGUUUGGUGUCGGGGCAGCGGCGGCUAUUGCACGAAAAGGUUUUCAAACAUCUACAAUAUUAUUUCGAAGACAUUGUAUGAUAACUCUUGAAGUGCCAUGCCGCGAUAAAUCUUACCAAUGGCUACUACAUUGGAUCACAAAGAAGGGAGCAAAACAAACCCAGCAUCUUAGUGUAGAAACUUCUUUUCUUCAGAAGGACACAGGUCAAAUAAAGACUAAAUAUGAUUUCAUACCUAGUGUUGGCCAGCAUUUCUUUAGAUAUGGUGGAACAUGGAUAAAAGUGGACAGAACUAGAGAGCAACAAACUAUAGAUCUGCACAUGGGCAUUCCAUUUGAAACUGUUACUUUAACAGCCUUUGGGCGAAACAAACAGCUCUAUUAUGAUAUUCUUGAAGAAGCAAGAACGAUGGCUCUAAAAGAGCAUGAAGGCAUGACAGUGAUGUACACGGCGAUGGGGUCUGAAUGGCGGCCGUUCGGACAUCCUCGAAGGCGGAGACCCCUUGAAAGUGUAGUGCUGAAAUCAGGGCUGACAGAGAAAAUCCUAACAGACUGUCUGGAUUUCAUUGACAAUCCCCAUUGGUAUACUGAUAGAGGAAUACCAUACAGAAGAGGCUAUCUGCUUCAUGGGCCACCAGGUUGCGGUAAAUCCUCUUUCAUAAUGGCUCUGGCUGGACAGUUGGAAUACAACAUUUGUGUGUUAAAUCUAUCUGAGAGGGGCCUCACUGAUGACAGAUUAAACCAUCUUCUUAGUGUAGCACCCCAACAAUCGAUAAUACUCCUCGAAGAUAUUGAUGCUGCAUUCGCAUCAAGGGAAGACACGGCCAAACAGAAGGCCGCCUACGAAGGCCUCAACCGAGUCACCUUCAGCGGCCUACUCAACUGCUUGGACGGCGUCGCGUCCACUGAAGCGAGAAUAGUCUUUAUGACUACUAACUAUUUAGAAAGGUUAGACCCAGCGCUGAUUAGGCCAGGGCGCGUGGAUAUGAAGGAGUACGUAGGCUACUGUGAACAAAAACAAGUGGAACUAAUGUUUCUAAGGUUUUACAAAGAUCCUGGGCACGCUAAAGUAUUUGCACAAAAGGUUAUGGAGAAACAGAGGGAUGUUAGUCCAGCACAAAUACAAGGCUACUUCAUGUUCCACAAACACUCGACGCCAGAGGAAGUAUUAAAUAAUGUGGACGCGAUAUGGACGCUAGGAUAGUACUGUGAUGUAAAGCUAGUCUUAGAAAAUAAUGAUAAAGGCACUGUAAUAAGU